Molecule: messenger RNA, 1401 nt
Organism: Pieris macdunnoughi
Lineage: Eukaryota; Metazoa; Arthropoda; Insecta; Lepidoptera; Pieridae
Source: the annotation of a GenBank genome assembly
AUGUUUGUAAAUGGGGUAAUACUGAGAUUAAGGCGGCGCAACUUUCAAAGCAAACAUUACAAUUUACAGUUGUGCAAUGAUGUAGUGUCGAAGCGAAAUCACACCCUGAAACCCAGAGUUGUUCUACCAGAAACAUACGUCAAAGAAAUGCGCCCCCCUUCACGCAAAGGACAACCAGUAAUUGUGGAAUUUAGUAUAUAUGUUGUGGAUGUAAAUUCAAUUAAUGUUGAAGAUAUGGAUUUUAGAGUGGAUAUGUUUAUAAGACAAACGUGGAUCGAGAGCCGUCUUCAGCUACCUGAUGACAUAUUCGAGGAAGGUGAUAAUCACGUCACACUACCUCCAGAGUUUUUUGAUAAUCUGUGGCAUCCCGAUCCUUAUUUUUUGAAUUCUAAAGUCACAGAAAUAGCAGAACUCACCCACAAGUUCUCUUCCGUAACGUUAUACAGGAAUCAAACUGUUAGAUACGCUGCAAGGAUGCACGCCAUCAUCGCAUGUCAGAUGGAAUUUCAACUCUAUCCUAUGGACAUACAGUCGUGUCCUAUUUAUAUAGAAAGUUUUUCAUACAGUAAUCAGAAAGUGCGGUUCAAGUGGAGUGAAGCUGGGGUGACGAUAAAUCCAGAACUAAAGCUACUUCAGUAUAACAUCGGAGAGCCAUUAAGAUUAGAGGAGACUAAUGGAUUGAUGAUUGAUAAAGAGGGAAACUUCUCUCGCCUGGUGGUAUACUUUCGCUUUGAGCGUCAAAUUGGUCAUCACCUUAUACAGACCUUCGCCCCUUCCUCACUAGUAGUGAUGCUGUCAUGGUUUAGCUUCUGGUUGGAUCUGGAUGCAGUUCCUGGAAGAGUAACUCUGCUUGUCACAUGUAUGCUGACCUUGGUCACAAUGUUUACAGGUCUAAGAGCUGAUAUACCUCCCGUUGCUUAUGUAAAGGCAUUAGAUUUGUGGAUGGCCGGUUGUAUGAUGUUUGUUUUCGCUGCCCUUAGCGAAUUCGUCGUUGUUAAAGUGUUAGAUAAACAAUAUCAAAUGAACAAGUCGAGAGCACAGGAAGCCAUUCCACGAAUAAUACCAGUUCGUAUAAAUGGCGAGAAGGGAUCCUGUGGCACAGUUGCCGCCUGGGAGGGAAGUGGGGUCAGAUGUCGCAAGGUUGACCUCACCUCACCCGCAUCUCCCCCAGCCACAACCCCAGCGGUGCAUUCUAACCCAGCCGCCCCCACACACCUCGUAGGGGAGCGAAGGCAAAGUAUAUUGCAAGUUGCGUGGCUGGAUGCAGAUACAGGCCAAGAAAGAGUAUUAUGGCGGGAAAUAGACAAACUAUCAAGAAUUGUAUUUCCUGCUUUGUUUCUUCUCUUCGUUACCUUAUACUGGCCUGUGUUGCUGUUAAAAACUAAGAGUUCUUCACAUUAA